This is a messenger RNA of Erythranthe guttata (spotted monkey flower), 3277 nucleotides long. RefSeq names its product protein INVOLVED IN DE NOVO 2. The record is from RefSeq and is a predicted model, not a curated record. Lineage: Eukaryota; Viridiplantae; Streptophyta; Magnoliopsida; Lamiales; Phrymaceae. Gene Ontology annotation, biological process: gene silencing by siRNA-directed DNA methylation.
UUGUAUUAAGUCCCAUGGUGGGAUCGUAAUUACAGAAACGAUGCGUAAGUGCUCUCCAGUAAUCGCUGCUGGGGCUGUAUCUACUGGUCAUUGCUUCGGCUCCCAAUUAGCUUACUUUUUCAAUUUCAACACAAAUUUUUGAGAAUUUUCGAAUUAAUCAUUUUUAUGAUUUAGUUGAAUGUGGUUGGAUUUUAGCAAAUUCAGCUCAGAUGCUGCAAUUUUGGUAAAAUUCUUCCAAAAAUUUGUGAAAUUCACAGGAAAACGAAGAAACCAGAGGGCGACUAUGCUUAAUUCAGACGUCAAUGCAGAUUUUCAGAGUUUGUUCUUUUCCCCUUUUCUGAUUACCUUAUGGAUGGGUGAAUCCCUAAUAGAUUCAAUUUAAUUCGGUGAAAUGGAAAUAAUUUAAUUCAAUUUAUUUCUCUAUUUUCACUGAUUGAGAAUGUGAGAGUGAUGGAAAUUAUUUGGGAGCAUAGUCCAGAAAAUGAUUACGAGAAGAAGAUGUACGAGGAGCUGAAGAAUGGUAAGUACCAGGUUAAGAUAUCUAACAAAUCUUACGCAUGUCCCUACUGCCCGGAGAAACGAACCCGAGAUUUCCGGUACGAGGAUUUGUUGCAGCAUGCAACUGCAAUCGGCAGUUGUAGUUCGCAGAAUGUGAAGAGAACCGAACGAGACAAGGCGAAUCACGUCGCGCUGACAAAGUACUUGCAAACCGACAUAGCUGUUCUUCCCGCAGGUGGUGGUUCGAAGCCGCCUUCCGCUAAGAGCCAUGCUGCCGCCGUUUUAGAACAAGGGUUACAAGGCCGUGACGAGGUUUUUGUCUGGCCAUGGACCGGCGUCAUGGUCAACAUUCCCACCGAUUUAAAGAAUGGUCAUUACGUGGGGAAGGGUGGUAUUAAAUUAAGGAAUCAGUUGGCGAAGAGAAAAUUUAAUCCGAUCAGAGUUCGGCCUUUGUGGAGUUACCAAGGCCAUUCGGGAACUGCUAUAGUUGAGUUUCAUAAAGAUUGGUCUGGAUUAACCGACGCCAUGUCGUUUGAGAAAGCUUACGACUCCACUAAUCAUGGAAAGAGGAAUUGGUUGGCGAAGACGGACAAAAGUUCGGACGACGUCUAUGCAUGGAUUGCUCGAGUGGACGACUAUAAAUCUAAUAGUAUUAUUGGAGAAGAUCUUCGCAAGAUUGGUUACCUUAGACCCAUAUCGGAUAUAUUGGAAGAGGAAGCUCGAAAGACUAACAUAUGCCCAUAUUGCCCCUGGAGAAGGACGAUAAAUUUCCAGUAUAAGGAUCUGUUGCAGCACGCGAGUGCGAUUGCCACUUGUAGUUCGAAGAAAAGAACCGCAAAGGACAAGGCGAACCAUCUUUCUCUGGCAAAGUACUUGCAAAUCGACUUUGCUGUUGCUUGUGCCGGCAGUUCCACAAAGCCGCCUUCUUCUUCUGUUGUAGUGGAAGCUGUUACGGAUUACGACCCUAGUGAAAUGCUUGUCUGGCCAUGGAGUGGCGUUGUUGUAAAUAUUCCUGUUGAGUUGAUAGAUGGUCGCUAUGUGGGGGAGAGUGGUAGUAAAUUGAGGGAUCGGUUGUCGAGGAGAGGGUUUAAUCCGAUUAGGGUUCGGACUUUGUGGAUUGACAAAUGGCAUUCGGGUACUGCUAUUGUUGAGUUUCGUAAGGAUUGGUCUGGAUUUGCCGAUGCUAUGUUUUUCGACAAAGAUUACGAGGUUAACAAUCAUGGAAAGACAAAUUGGUUGGCAAAGACCGACAAGAGUUCGGAUCUCUAUGCGUGGAUUGCUCGUGUAGAUGACUAUAAUGCUAACGACGUUAUUGGAGAAACUCUUCGUAGAUUCGGAGAUCCAAGAACUGUGUUGGAUAUCAUGGAAGAGGAAGCUCGAAAGACUAACAAGCUUGUAAUUAGUUUAACGAAUACUUUCGAGUCGAAAAAAAGGUGCUUGCUUGAGAUGGAGAGUAAAGUGAAGGAGACUGAAAGCUCUUUAAGCCAAUUGAUCGUGGAAAGGGAUAAUAUUCGUCGAGUUUACAAUGAAGAGAUAAGAAAAAUUCAGUCGAGUGCGUGGGAUCAUUACAAGAAGAUAUUCAAAGACCAUGAGAAGCUGAAAGUUGAAUUAGAAACUCAAAAGAGAGAUCUCGAGCGAAGGGGUCAAGAGCUGAUGAAACGUGAAACACACAACAAAAUCGAGAGAGAAAGGCUCGCUGAAGAACUUGAACAGAAUGCUGUUAAAAAUUGCUCUCUUCAAGCUGCUGCCAAGGAACAACGAAGAGCUGAUGAGAAUGUAAUGAAAUUGGCCGAAGAACAUAAGAAACAAAAGGAGAAGCUCCAUAAGAGAAUUAUUCAAUUGGAGAAACAAUUGGAUGCAAAACAAGCAGUGCAGCUUGAAGUAGAGCAACUGAGAGGUAAACUAAAUGUGAUGAUGCACAUGGGGCACGAAGGAGAUUUACGAGUGUUAAAUAAAGUGGAAUUGCUGAUCAAGGCAUUGAGAGAGAAAGAAGAAGAGCUUCAAGAUUUGGAAGCUUUAAACCAAUAUUUAAUUUUGCAGGAGCGCAACAGAAAUAAUGACCUACAGGAUGCUCGGAAAGAAUUGGUUAAUGGCUUCAAAGAAAUAUCAAUAAAUGGUCGUAUUGGCGUGAAGAGAAUGGGGGAGCUCGACAGCAAGCCAUUUCAUGAAGCAAUGAAAAAAAAGUAUAAUGAGGCUGAAGCAAAUGAGAGGGCCUCCGAAUUGUGCUCUCUGUUCGAAGAGUACCUUAGAGACCCUGAAUGGCACCCUGUGAAGGUUGUUGACGUUAAUGGUACACAUCAGGCUGUGAUAAAGGAAGAUGACGAAAAACUGAGGGACCUGAGGGAAAAUUAUGGUGAAGAAGUUUACAAUGCUGUGACAUCAGCUUUGUGUGAGAUAAACGAAUAUAACCCGAGUGGAAGGUACAUUAUUUCUGAAUUGUGGAACUAUGAUGAAGGCAGGAGAGCUAACCUCAAAGAAGGAGUUGCAGUUUUACUGAAGCAGUUGAGAUUGUACAAGCGAAAGAGAGGAGAAAUCGAUUAACUUUGGGAUUGGACUAUCUAUUAGCUUAGUUUUGGUUUUGAGUCUAGAUAACAAAUAAUUGAAUUUACACACAAUCAUAUACAUAUAUGUAUAUGUCCAUGUGUGUAAAUCAGUGAAGGUCAUCGGGUGUAGAAUAGAAUAAACAGAGACUUUGUAUUGGAUGGUUUUUGGUUUGGACUAGUUGAUCUUGGGGCUAAUUUAAACCAUGUUCACAUGGGAAAAAAUUGCCACCGCCGGC